GCAAACGUGGAGUUGCCGGUGGUGCUUGUAUCGGCCUCGACCAAAAUCGAGUUCGCCAUGCCAAUCGCCUGGAUGGACGACCCGCCGCACGAAGGAGCCUUUAGCUACGAAGCAGAUCGCGGUGGAGUUUAUUGUGCCAUGAAGAUGGCCCUGCGAACCAAAAUCCGAAACUCAAAGGCCGACAAGAAGUGGGAUGUGUACCGCUACUACGUCGCGCGGUAUGACGCUCUAUUGGGACGCCCGCCUCGGCCGCGCACGAUGGAGGACUUCAUGAAGGAAUUCCAGUUGAAGAGCCUAAACUCUACGAAGGGCAUGUCCCCUUUGCACUGCGCCAUCCUGUCCGGUGACGUGGAUAUGGUCGCAAACCUGUGCAAUGCUGGCCUGGAUGUGAACAGGUUCUGCGGUCCGUUGCCGGAAGCCUACAUUGUCUCAGCUGUGCCGCCGCUGUCGCUCGCGGUCUGGAUCAGCUGGCGCACGCCUGAAGUGGCCCGCACCUUGCUGGAGCACUCGGCGGAUGUCAGGGCGACCGCUAGUGUUGGAGAGAAUGUGUUGGGAUUUUGCCGUUCCCCCGCACUCGUGGAGCUUCUCCUCCAACGCCGGGCAGAUGUGAACAUGAAGUGCUCGCUUCCUGCACUGACUGUGGCCUGCGCGAUGGCAUCGCCCACCUCUGUAAUCGCGUCGAUGCUGGAGCACAAGGCGCAGGUGAAUCCUCCUGAAGGCGGCCCCUCGAGCAAGCACCCCUUGGCUGCCGUGGCAUACCGGUCGUCGGUGAGCACCAACACCUUAGAAGUGGCCUCCCUCUUGCUGGAUGCCCAGGCAGACGUGAACAUCCGAUAUCGCAGCUCCGGAAGGUGGCGGGCUGGAGAAUUGAUGUGCAGGAGCUUCUUGAGACUUCGGCGUGGUCCAACGGUGGCUCAGUUUCUUGCCGACUGGUCUACCACCCCCUUGGGAUUCGCGUGCUUCUUCGAGUGCAAUGAGCUGGUGGAGCUUCUGCUCACCGCGCAGGCAAGCCCCGAGAUCCCCAACGAGCGCGGGCGAACGCCAGUGGACCUGGCGAGAUCGAAGUCGACGCUGGACCUCAUCCAUCAUCGCCAAACCACGUUUUCCAUCUGACGCGGACAUUGCUAGCUUGGUGGGAAGAAUGGAGCUUCUUGCGGGACAAGGCAGCGGGACAAGGCAUUUUCACGCACCGGGACAAUGCCAGCUUUGGCUUCUCCGGUCGCUUGCAAAAGGCGUACCAGAAAGUCGGAGCGGUUGUGUAUCACCCCCGACUUUCAGGGCUCCCGUUUAAAUACGGCGCAGAAAUCGCGUGUGCAAUUGUUCACUUCGGGAACCCAUUGCCCCCACUAUUUGCACAGAAGAAGCAGGGGCUUCCAUGACAACCAGUGUUUGCGGAGCAGAC
Molecule: messenger RNA, 1402 nt
Organism: Effrenium voratum
Lineage: Eukaryota; Dinophyceae; Suessiales; Symbiodiniaceae
Source: the annotation of a GenBank genome assembly